AUGUGGUCGGUGUGUCUGCCCGGCUGGGGAGCGGCGAUGGUCGCCAGCAUGCUCCUGCUGUACGGAACCCUGGACAUAGCUUACUUCGCACGAAUGAUGUAUACAGUUGCCCGGGCGCGUUACUUCAGGAAAAAGGCUUGCAUCUUGGAGACUACCGAAGUGCAAUCGUGGUGUCUCCUCAACGACAUAGACACGCUUCUCUACCAUAUGAACAACGCCCGGUAUCUCCGCGAGCUGGACUUCGCUCGGGCGGAUUUCUACGAGCGGACGGGGCUGUAUGCCAAUAUCAAAGCGGCGGGCGGUGCGGUAGUGCAGGCUGCAGCGACCAUACGCUACAGGCGAUACCUGAAACCUUUCACUCGCUUUAAGAUUACGUCGAGGGCGGUGUACUGGGACGAGAAGACGGUGUUCAUGGAGCACGAGUUUGUGGGCCCCGGCGGGUUCGUGCACGCGGUGGCGGUGUGCCGGCAGCGGGUCAUCGACACGUCGGCCGCUGCCAUCGCCGAGCUGCUGCUGCAGUUGCACUGCGCAGGCGCCUGCAGCCCGCCGCCCGCCAAGAUGCCGCCCGAGUUGGAGCUCUGGGUUCAGAGUAAUGAGCUGAGCUCUGCUAAGCUCCGAGCCCCUCUAGCAUCUCAGUCCAUUCUGCAGUCCACGCAUCCGCUUAGCUGCGGCGAAAUGGUCCCCACCCUAACCACUGAAUGA
Messenger RNA from Parnassius mnemosyne (clouded apollo), 702 nucleotides. Lineage: Eukaryota; Metazoa; Arthropoda; Insecta; Lepidoptera; Papilionidae. The record is from the annotation of a GenBank genome assembly.